CAAUUGUUCACUUAAUAUUUUUGCUAUAACAUUAUUUUUCGCAAUAUAAAGAACAUUUUCUUGUUUGAUGUGCCAAAAGAUACAGAACUCCUUAUUGCCUCCACUAUACUCUUUCAUUUUGGUUGUUGCAUAACUUUGUUGCUGACUGUACCUAUCAUCAGUGCUUUAGUUAUACGUAGUGAUUAUAUUCUCUUUGAUAUAACUUCCGUGAUCAUCAGUAUCUGAAAUACAAAAAUGAAAAUAUGAAUGGUACUUGCACAGAGAGCAUGUAAAUUUAACCCGCGCACUUUGUACUGGAUCCAAUCACGUUUUCAAGCUACAUAAGGCUCUUUUCCACGCUCCUCUUCAAUUUGCUAAAAAAAUAGCGUAAAUCGACAAAACUUAGUGAUAUACACCCUGUGCAAGUAUCAUUAGUGUAAUCGCAGCAGUGGUAACACCGGCCCGGGCCGGGCUGUGUUGUGCUGUCAAAAAUGACAAGUUGUGAAUCUGCGCGAAAACAAAUCGAUGUUGAAAAGUCGCAUAAUGUGACCUCGUCGGCUCGCGAAAAUGUACGAAAAACUAACAUAACUGGGAUGAAUCCCUGGCCUUGAAUCUACAACAAGGUCCUACGUAUGGCAAAUAAUCAUGUGACGUCAUGUUUAUUGUAACUAUUAGCAAACAAAACUUAGUAUAAACGGGCAGUCAUGUCUCGGCGGUCGCUGUUCCUACUCGCGGGUACUCUGGUGGUGCUGCAUUUUACUAUAAUCGUGUUUAUGCUCAGCCCGCUGCAUGGGGCGCGGCGAACGUUCUAUACGAGUGGUUACCACCGUUACUCGAUGCGUGGGGGACCCAGUGUCGCUUGGUGCAAAGAUCUACACUUUAAACCCCUUGGACCUGUUGUAGCCCUGGUAUCUCACCCCGGCAGCGGCAAUACUUGGCUGCGAUACUUAUUACAGCAGGUUACAGGAAUAAUGACCGGGUCUAUAUACAUGGAUUAUGGACUGCGGACACACGGGUUCCCCGCAGAGAAUGUCACAGACGGCACAGUCCUGGUUGUGAAGACGCAUGAAGCUCCUCCGGUGCACCCGGACAAAUUCCAAGCUGCUGUCCUGCUGAUUAGACACCCUAAAGAUGCUAUUUUGGCGGAGUACAACAGACUGCACAAAGGGCACAUCGGAACGGCGCCAAAAUCUGCGUUUAAAAGAAAAUCUCACGAACAUAAAACAACAGACUGGGUGAAAUUUGUGUCCUACCAACUGACGGCGUGGGAGUCCCUACACGAGUUAUGGCUGACUCGCUUCCCGGGGAAAAUACUAGUAAUAUUGUACGAGACGCUAGUGCGUGACACAGAGCCUACGCUACAGAGGAUACUGGACUUCCUGAACCAUACUGUAACUAAGGACGACAUGAGCUGCGCGAUAGCCAACCGCGAGGGCAUCUACCGGCGACGGAAGAAACUGCAAGACUUCGACCCGUUCACCGCCGAUAUGUACCAGGCGCUAGACCGCGCGCACGAUCGAGUACACAACUUAGUCGCAAACUAUAGUCGUAAGCAUAAUCUGACUGUAACGAGAGUUGAAAACGUCGCUCCGAUGACGUAAGGGUGGUAUAUUUACAGGCUUAUAAAGAGUAGGGAAGGUUAGGUAGGUGAAUUCUACCUCUUCGAUUUGUGCCAGGUUUUUUAUCGCGCGCACGAUCGGGUACACAACUUAGUCGCGAACUAUAUUCUUAAGCAUAAUUUGACUGUAACGAGAGUUGAAAACGUCGAUUGAGUUAGAAUUUUAUGACUCGUAAGAAUGUCGUUCCGUCGAAAUGAGUGUAAAUAAAACAACUAAAUCAGUAUAAAUAAACUAAAGAAUGUAUUUAAUUACCUAGCAUUUGUACUUAGCGGACGAUGAGGUAUGUGACCCACCGUUAGCAAAGAGCGUUGAGUGCUUUUAAUGAUUUUCUCUGGUAAAAAUUUUACUGAACUCGAAGGAGGAUAUCCUAUGGGCCUACCUAAAGACAACUAGAGCUU
This is a messenger RNA of Leguminivora glycinivorella, 1996 nucleotides long. Its product is annotated as WSCD family member AGAP003962. The coding region runs from base 684 to 1580 and encodes 298 amino acids. Lineage: Eukaryota; Metazoa; Arthropoda; Insecta; Lepidoptera; Tortricidae. The record is from RefSeq and is a predicted model, not a curated record. The transcript is spliced from 5 exons. Gene Ontology annotation, molecular function: sulfotransferase activity.